AUGAACCCGGAGUUGAGGAGCCUGAUGCGAUAUGAGCCCGGAGCAGCCGUUCUCCGCCCAGUCAUGGUGCCCGACUGGUACACCGCUGAAGAUGCCGACGCUGGUAAAGAUGACUUGGCAGACCAUGACAAAACCGCUGAUAGGAGGUUCGAAGUCAGUUCCAUCUACGACAGCGUCAGCACGGGUCUUCCACUAGGAAUUCGUAAUCAAGGAGCUUGCGGAUCAGACUCCGACGUUGACGAGAUCGAUGACUUGGAGAUGACCGGUAAUACCUACGCCUCGGGGAGGAAGAAGGAUCGUCUCUGUGGUGCAAGUACCACAGGCCUACUAAAGCUACUAGCAUAG
Messenger RNA from Penicillium canescens, 345 nucleotides. RefSeq lists its product as uncharacterized. Bases 1 to 345 code for a protein of 114 amino acids. The record is from RefSeq and is a predicted model, not a curated record. The transcript has 2 exons. NCBI's taxonomy places the organism in Eukaryota, Fungi, Ascomycota, Eurotiomycetes, Eurotiales, Aspergillaceae.